Molecule: messenger RNA, 2518 nt
Organism: Cucurbita moschata (crookneck pumpkin)
Lineage: Eukaryota; Viridiplantae; Streptophyta; Magnoliopsida; Cucurbitales; Cucurbitaceae
Product: protein STRUBBELIG-RECEPTOR FAMILY 7-like
Exons: 16
Coding region: 198-2342 (714 amino acids)
Biological process (GO): protein phosphorylation
Molecular function (GO): protein binding; ATP binding; protein kinase activity
Source: RefSeq, a predicted model, not a curated record
ACUAAUCGUGCCUGCCAGCUUCACUUGAGCGAGGCUGUACAGAGUAUUAAAAAUUAAAUAACUUUUUUCUAAGUUUCACAGGAGAGAGAGAGAGAGAGAGCGAAUGAGAUUCAGGAAAAGAGGCUGAUUGAUUUGAGGCUCUGGUUCCUGUUCUGAGCAGAGGGAGGAGGGUGGGUUUCUGGAAGAGAUAGAGAAGGAUGAAUUGGAGGUGGAGGGAGCUGAUAUCUCUCAUCCUUCUUUGCAUUCUAGGAUGGAAGCCUAGCUCCAUUCAAGGAGCCACAGAUCCAACAGAUGCCUCUGCUUUAAGAGUUUUGUACUCCAGCUUAAACUCGCCGCCUCAGUUAACCAAGUGGAACGCAAAUGGCGAUGAUCCUUGUGGACAAUCAUGGAAGGGGAUUACUUGUUCUGGCACACGGGUUACGGAAAUAAACUUAUCUGGCCUUGGACUCAGUGGAUCGCUCGGGUACCAGCUUGCAAGUAUGGCAUCGGUAACCAACCUAGAUGUGAGCAAUAACAAUAUUGGAGGCGAGAUAGUCUACCAACUUCCACCUAACCUGAAAAGACUAAAUCUUGCUAGAAACAACUUCAAUAAAGGCAUCCCUUAUUCCAUUUCCUUGAUGCCUUCUCUUCAAUACUUAAAUAUCAGUCAUAAUCAGCUUCAGAAUCCAUUGAUUGAUAUGUUUGGGCAGCUUACUUCCCUAUUCACAUUGGAUCUGUCUUUCAAUGCUAUGUCAGGCAACCUGCCUCAGAGUUUUAGCUCUCUUUCUGGCAUCAGCACUAUGAAUUUGCAAAACAAUCAGUUCACUGGCACAAUUGAUGUCCUUGCAACUCUUCCUCUUGAUAACCUGAAUGUUGAAAAUAAUCGUUUCACUGGCUGGAUCCCUAAUCAACUGAAGAACAUUAAUCUGCGGAAAGAUGGCAACUCCUGGAGCUCAGGUUCUGCACCCCCUCCCCCACCUGGUACUCCCCCAGCCACCAGAAGGAACCGGAGUCACAGUUCUGGUGGCAGUCCAUCAAAUGGUGGUUCUAGUGAAGGUCAGAAAUCAGGAUUAGGUGGUGGUGCCAUUGCAGGAAUUAUCAUCUCUGUGCUUGUCGUUGGAGCGGUAGUAGCAUUCUUCAUCGUCAAGAGGAGAUCGAAGAGAUCAUCUUCAGACAUUGAAAGGCUUGAUAAUCAACCCCUGCAACCUCUUAAAAUGACUGCAACACAAGAAAUGAAGUCAGAAGAGACUUCCUCCACAUUUUAUCCAACAGCAUUUGACACUUCUGCUGCAAUUAAUCUCAAACCCCCACCUAUCGAUCGUCAUAAAUCGUUUGAUGAAGACGACUUCUCAAAACGAGCACCAGUCGUCAAGAAGGCCAGUGCAGCUCCUAUUAAUGUAAAGGCAUAUUCAAUAGCAGACCUGCAAAUGGCUACAGGCAGCUUCAAUGUUGAAAAUCUUCUUGGUGAGGGAUCGUUUGGACGUGUAUAUCGGGCUGAGUUUGAUAACGGAAAGGUUCUUGCGGUGAAAAAGAUAAACUCGUCUGCACUACCGAGGGAAUUAGCUGAAGAUUUCACUGACAUUGUUUCUCAAGUCUCCCAGUUACACCAUCCCAAUAUAACCGAGCUGGUGGGGUAUUGCUCAGAGCAUGGGCAGCAUUUGCUUGUGUAUGAGUUCCAUAAAAAUGGCUCGCUUUACGACUUCUUGCAUCUAUCAGAUGAAUACAACAGACCUCUAAUAUGGAAUUCCCGCAUUAAGAUUGCCUUGGGAACAGCGCGCGCAUUAGAGUAUCUUCAUGAAGUAUGCUCCCCGUCAAUUGUUCAUAGAAACAUCAAGUCCGCUAACAUAUUGCUGGAUGCCGAAUUCAGCCCCCACCUUUCUGAUUCUGGACUGGAAAGCUUUGUACCUAAUGCAGAUCAGGCACUGGAUGACGGUGCAAGUUCAGGAUACACUGCCCCUGAGGUCACCAUGUCCGGCCAAUAUACGUUGAAAAGCGACGUCUACAGUUUUGGUGUGGUCAUGCUGGAACUCCUGACUGGACGCAAACCAUUCGAUAGUUCAAGGUCGAGGAUGGAGCAAUCUUUGGUUCGAUGGGCUACACCACAGCUUCAUGACAUUGAUGCUUUAACGAAGAUGGUAGAUCCCGAGCUCAAAGGACUAUAUCCAGUUAAAUCUCUCUCCCGAUUUGCAGAUGUGAUUGCGCUUUGCGUCCAGACUGAACCUGAGUUCAGACCUCCAAUGUCGGAGGUGGUGGAAGCGUUGGUUCGUCUGGUACAGCGAGCUAACAUGAGUAAGAGAACAGUUGGGAACGAUAAUGCAACAUCUCCCAGGGGAGGAGAGAUGGGUGGAGAGGACACACCAUAGACACAACACAGCACAGCUUCUUCAAAGGUAAAAAUUGUUGGUUACUACAUCAUCAUGAAACUGGAACACAAACAUACCUUCUUCUUCUUCUUCUUCAUAAUUCUUUCUUCAUAAUAAUAAUUAUGUUUGUUGUUAUGUUGUUAAUAUUACAUGUUUGAUGUUUAGAUUAUUCCUUC